Saccostrea cuccullata (small rock oyster) is the source of this 780-nucleotide messenger RNA. Its product is annotated as dihydropyrimidine dehydrogenase [NADP(+)]-like. Gene Ontology annotation, cellular component: cytosol. The transcript has 6 exons. The record is from RefSeq and is a predicted model, not a curated record. Gene Ontology annotation, biological process: uracil catabolic process; thymine catabolic process. Bases 1 to 645 code for a protein of 214 amino acids. NCBI's taxonomy places the organism in Eukaryota, Metazoa, Mollusca, Bivalvia, Ostreida, Ostreidae. Gene Ontology annotation, molecular function: dihydropyrimidine dehydrogenase (NADP+) activity; NADP binding; uracil binding.
AUGUAUAAGCCUGUUGCUGACUUAACUUGUAAGGGAUUUAAGACCCUCCUCUACCUCAGGAGUAUUGAAGAACUUCACAACUGGGAUGGACAGAGUCCCCCUACUGAACCCCAUCAACUGGGAAAACCUGUACUGAAGGUCAAAGAUAUUAUUGGAGAGAGUCUCCCAUCAUUUGGACCAUAUUUGGCCAAGAGAGAGGCACUGAAAGAUGAGAUUUGCCAGAAGAAAGAUCUGCUGAGUGAAGAGAAUAUGCCAGAAGUCCAGAGACCUCCUAAUGCUCCAAAGAAACCUAUACCCAGUGUUAAGGAUGUGAUUGGUCUGGCUUUGUCCAGGAUUGGAACUUAUGGAGACCUAAACAACAAGGAACAAGUGGUGGCCUUAAUUGAUGAGGAGAUGUGCAUUAACUGUGGAAAGUGUUAUAUGACUUGUAAUGACUCUGGAUACCAGGCCAUCAAGUUUGAUCCUCAGACCCAUCUUCCCACAGUCACAGAUGAUUGCACAGGCUGCACUCUGUGUCUGUCUGUGUGUCCAAUUAUUGACUGCAUCACCAUGGUACCCAGGACAACCCCUUACAUACCAAAGCGGGGCAUACCACUGAACACAGGGACAAACCUAAUGCCAGGAGUCACCUUGGAGACCAAUUGAACAAACCUAUUCAAAGGAAAAUUUGAAGAGUUUGGCUCACAUUUAUAUAAGAUGUGCUAGUUGAUAGAGAAUUAAAAAUUGUGGAUAAGUCUAGUCUAUAAUUAACUCUGUAAUCAGUAAGUGAAUCUAGGUUGU